UUCAGUCUCUUGGAUAGCCUGAUAUGCUCUCGUCUUUGAAAUGGUUUUAUUUUAGAUUGGAAUUGUCGUAGCCUACGUUUGUGGAAUUCUUUACCAAGCUAAAUCCAUUUUGCCACAGAAACCUUGACAUCUGUAUCGCUAAUUUCCUUAAACACCGCACAGCGUCGGUGAUUUGAUUGCAUGCUUCCUUUGUCAACUAUAGCCUAGGCUACGAAUCCUAAAGCCUUUGCGUUGUCUUUCACAGCAAUGUGUCUCAUAGGUCUACAAAUAGUCAUCCUACAACUAGCAGGCGUUGCUACAGCUGGCGUGAAAUUCUCAGUUUUGGUCAGCAAUGCUACAGUCUCACUUGGGGACUCGGUCACUCUGCCGUGCUGGCUCUCCCCCACUACGGAUGCCGAGGGGAUGGAGGUGCGCUGGUACCGAAGCAACAGCUACAACACACCUGUGCUGCUCUACCGUGACCAAAAAACCCAGAGCUCUAUUCAAAACCGCACUAGGCUUAUGCCCCGUGAGCCAUCCAGUAGCCUUAAACAAGGGGAUGUGUCAAUACAAAUUGAAAAUGUCAAUCUGAAGGACGCCGGGAAGUAUACGUGCCAUGUGAGCAGCAGUGAGCACUAUGCCAGUGAUGCAGUCUUUCUCAAAGUAGAGGUGAUCGGGGCCCCUCCGAUCCUGUCUCUAUCAAGGCUUGAAGAUGACCGGAUGAACGUGAGCUGCAUGUCCACCGGAUGGCAUCCGGCUCCCCAGCUCCAGUGGUCUCUGGGGGCCCAAGAAGCGCUCCAGCCUGGGCGCCACUCUCACACCCGGGUGGACGAUGGUCUGUUCACUGUGCUGAGCUGGGUGGUCCUCCCCUCAGAGUCCCGGUGGAUCUCCUGCUCUGUGUUUCUGCCCAGCAAGAAAAGGGACCUGAAGGAGGCCAGGGUGGACAUGAACAUCAACUUACAGCCUGCAGAUUCAGGUGGAUCAUCUUGGAUGGUAGCUUUCAUCAUAGCCCUGCUGGCAAUAAUAGGACUGACUACCUAUCUAUUAUACAUGAAGAUGAAAACGAAAAAAGCAACAGCAAAUAUUCCCCUAGGAAUAGCAGAGGAAAAGACAACCCUGUUAAAAGAAGCUCCGGAGCUUGCAUACUCUGAGGACAUGAAAAAUCAUGCAGUGGACAUCGUUGUUAACAAGGAUGCAGCUCCAGCUUGUUUGAAAGUUGGUAAAGAUGGUAAAAUGAUGAGGGACAGUGGUGACCCAGCUACUGACUAUGAACUAUGUAUCCUGGGAAGCCCAAACUUCUCUAGUGGACAGCACUACUGGGAGGUGGGAUUAAAAAAGGAGAACACUAAAGUCAAGAGCUUCUGGUGGGUUGGAGUGGCAACAGACUCAGCAGUACAGACGAUGAGGGAGCAGAAGUCCAUGCCAACCAGUGGCCUGUGGUGCCUGUACUCAGACAACAAGCACGGAGUCCACACCAAAUCAGGAUCUUCUCACUACAUCUCUAUGGCAUCUAGACCUGAGGUAGUAGGCAUCUUCCUUGAUUAUGACAAUGGCCGGCUUUCCUUCUAUGAUACAAAACUGCGCCAUCAUCUUGUUACCAUUAAAUAUUUCUUUAGGGAAAUGGUGUAUCCUCUUUUCAAUCCUAGCAAAGGGGAUAAAGCAGCACUUUAUAUUUUAUCAUUGCCUUUUGCCACACCUGAAGUUAAUAGCACAGCAGCAACUGCUAUUGAAACAUGAUGCCAUGUAAAAUAAUGUAUAAUUUGCCUGGCAAAGCCAAAUCAUACAGUUGAAAUUGUAAAACGAUUAUUCAGCCUUUUGGCUAUACAUAAGUAAAUCUAACCCAGAUCAGCUUAACACUUAAAUAUUACAUCUUCAGGAAUUGUAUGCUAUUUAAGAUGAUUGUGAAUCAGAUUAAUAUUUAGAAUCAAGCCUGCCUGCCAAAAAUAUAACUAAUUUUACCACAUUUAAAACACUUGCUUACUAAAUAAACCAAAUUAAAACAAAUUACCAUUUGUAAUCAAAUGGAACAGUUCCACAUUACUGUGAUUAAGCAUAUGGGCUGUCUUAGCAGUGAUGCUAGUCUUCUGGUGCAAAAAUACAGAAAAGAGACAAUGAAACACAAAUGUCAUCCUAUGCUUGUAAAAUCAUCCCCACUUCUUUGUCUGACUAAUCUGCAAUCUACAUUACUCUGUACUCAUAACAUUGUAGCAGAGUGUUCUGUAAUGCUGAAUUUGAUGCAGAAGAGAAACAGUUAGCACUGAACCACUACAUUCUAUAGUCAUAUGUAUACUAGUGUUGUCACGAUACCAAAAUUAUGACUUCGAUACGAUACCUGCCAUAAAUAUCACGAUGCUCGAUA
Alosa alosa (allis shad) is the source of this 2338-nucleotide messenger RNA. Its product is annotated as cabz01076234.2. Lineage: Eukaryota; Metazoa; Chordata; Actinopteri; Clupeiformes; Clupeidae. Gene Ontology annotation, molecular function: protein binding. Bases 247 to 1716 code for a protein of 489 amino acids. The record is from RefSeq and is a predicted model, not a curated record. The transcript has 8 exons.